This is a messenger RNA of Etheostoma cragini (Arkansas darter), 2174 nucleotides long. Its product is annotated as zinc-binding protein A33. Gene Ontology annotation, biological process: protein ubiquitination. The record is from RefSeq and is a predicted model, not a curated record. Bases 233 to 1633 code for a protein of 466 amino acids. Gene Ontology annotation, molecular function: protein binding; ubiquitin-protein transferase activity; zinc ion binding. The transcript is spliced from 6 exons. Lineage: Eukaryota; Metazoa; Chordata; Actinopteri; Perciformes; Percidae.
UGCAUGAUUAGAGUUACUCCCACAUAAGUCAUGCACAGGAAAACCAAGAGCAUUUGCUCCUUCAUGUCAAGAACAAUAGGCUGUUAGUGCGCCAUGAGGCUCUCAGGAGACAAGUUUAACUCGGCACACUGAACUAUUUUUGUUGUUAGAGGAAUCAUUAGGACUUUGACCGGAGGACUUAUGCUGUUUUGAACUGUGGAUUUACUGUGUUGUACUUGAAGAGCUGAUAAUCAUGUCACUCCCAGAGGAGGAUCUCACAUGUCCCAUAUGUUGUGACAUCUUUGUGGACCCCGUUUUGCUGUCAUGUAGCCACAGCUUCUGCAGGAGCUGUCUGAAGCGCUAUUGGGAAACAGGGUUACGUGAGUGUCCAGUAUGCAGAAAAAGAGCCUCCAAGGCGGUUCCUGCCACCAAUUUAGCUCUGAGAAAUGUCUGUGAAGCUCUUUUGACGGCUAGGAGGAAUUCAGUGCUGGUGGAAGAGAAGAUGAACUGUAAUCUGCACGGGGAGAAGUUAAAACUCUUCUGUCUGGUUGACAAACAGCCCAUCUGUGUGGUGUGUCAGUCUUCCAAACUGCACAAGAGUCAUGACUGUUCACCUAUAGAAGAGGCCGUGCUAGACUGCAAGGAUGAACUUGCUUCAUCCCUCAAGAAUUUGCAAGACAAAGCGGACAGCCUCAAAAGAACUCAAAUGACCUCUGCAGACACGAUCGAGUACAUCAAGAGUCAGUCACUAAAAACACAAAGAUUGAUCAAGAGACAGUUCGAGCAGCUUCAUCAAGCCCUCUACCAAGAUGAGUUGGCAAGAAUAGCAGCUGUGAAAAAAGAAGAAGAAGACAAGAUUGCAGGAAUGAAGGUUAAGAUUAAAGAGCUUUCAGAAGAAGUGCUGUUGCUCACAGAGACAGUCUGCGUCAUACAGGAGCAGCUGAAAGAAGACCAUGUGGACUUGUUGAAGAAUUUCAAAGCCACUCAGGACAGAAAAAAAAGCAUAUCGCUUGAUUCAGACAACAUGUCCGGGUUAUUGAUUGAUGUGACCAAGCAUCUCUGCAACCUCAAGUAUAAAGUCUUGGAGAAAAUACUGGACCAAAUUGAGUAUUCUCCUGUGACUUUGGAUCCAAACACAGCACACCCCUGUCUCAUCCUGUCUGACGACCUCACUUCCCUCCACUACUCAAAGCUGCACAGCGGUUGCCCUGACAACCCAGAGCGCUUCCACAUCAGCGCUGAAGUGGUAGGCAUGGACGCACUGGGCUCAGGAAGCCACCACUGGGUGGUGGAAACAGGAAGUAAUCAGGACUGGCUCCUGGGCGUGGCCUCUUUGUCUGUACCUAGGAACUCUGAGAUCUCUGCUCGGCCUGAGCACGGCUUCUGGACUUUAUGUUUCAGGAACGGAGAGUUCAGGGCAAUGACCUCGCCACCCACCCCACUGACAGUUACAAGAGUGCCCAAACAAGUCAAAGUAAAACUGGAUUACAACAAAGGGACAAUGUCUUUUUUUGACCCUGCUGAUGACACACUCAUCUAUGCAUUCACACACAUGUUCACAGAAAGUUUACUUCCAUAUUUUUAUACACAGAGCAGUAAUCCAUUGAGAAUAUUGCCAGAGAAAGUACUUGUGACGAUGCUGCGUCCAGGAUGAAGGAUUUAUUAAUUUUGAAAAGAUAACAUGAUCCCAGACCUGUUUUGAUGGCUAAGAUCAGAUCUGGCUGUAAUAAUAUGUUCUCUUUAAGAAGCCAAGUAUUUCCCCAUCCAAGUCAUUUUGCUGGUUCAAUAAAACAUUGUCACCUUUUUGUUACUCAUUCCUCCUUAAAGGAAGAGUCCAACAUUUUGGGAAAUAGGUCUACCCUUCUUCUCUUUUUUUUUUUAUCCCACUCACAUGUUUGUGUGUAUUGUGUGUUUUAGGUGUACAAAGACUAGGUGUUACACCUUCAGACACAUCCCGACUAGUAGUUCCAGCUUGUUUCCACACUUUGUGCUAGGUUAAGCUUACCAGCUGUUGCCUCUAACUUCAUAUUUACUGACAUGCAUUGAUGUUCUCAUUAAGGGUCUUGUAUGCUGUACAGACUGUGAAACCCCUUGAGACAAGUGUGAAUUUGGACUAUUAAUUGACCUGCCUUGACUUCUUACAAAUAAGAAAUCUAUUUCUUUAUUGAAAGAAAUGUUAAUAUAAUUGACUAUAU